Colletotrichum truncatum is the source of this 936-nucleotide messenger RNA. Its product is annotated as alpha-mannosyltransferase. Gene Ontology annotation, cellular component: Golgi membrane; mannan polymerase complex. Lineage: Eukaryota; Fungi; Ascomycota; Sordariomycetes; Glomerellales; Glomerellaceae. Gene Ontology annotation, biological process: protein N-linked glycosylation. The record is from RefSeq and is a predicted model, not a curated record. Gene Ontology annotation, molecular function: alpha-1,6-mannosyltransferase activity.
AUGCACUUCGCAUACCCCCCACGGAAGAGCUCCAACCCGCCCCCCUUCAGGGCCAGGUCCUCAAGGAUACCGCCAUUCCUUCGACGAAGCAGGAUAAAACUCAUUGCCGCUGGUGCUCUCGCAUUUUUUGGCUUCAUUUACCUGUUGUCUGGGGCCUUCAAACCAAGCAGUGGCCCUCGGAUGCCGUCGGGCAAUCCCCCUGUUGUGAUAGUGACAGCGCUAGACGAAACUGCCUACGGCAAAAACUACCUGGCGAGUGUUCGCGACAAUAGAAAUCGAUAUGCACAGCUCCAUGGAUACGAGGUGAUGUUUACAAAUGCGGGCGACUACGAUCUUAACGGCUCACCGGCGUCAUGGAAUAAAGUGGUAUCACUGAGGCACGCGAUUACCAAGUACCCAGACGCAAGCUGGUUCUGGUAUUUGGAUCAGGAUUCCUACAUCAUGGAUACCCAGCCGUUGGAAAGCUUGCUAUUGAACGCGGAGAAGAUCGAGAGCCUAAUGUUGAAGGAUCAUCCGGUUGUGCCACCAGACAGCAUCAUCAAGACUUUCCCCCACUUGAAAGGUCAGGACAUUGACUUUGUUCUUACUCAAGACCGAGAGGGCCUGUCUGCAGGAAGCUUCUUCAUCCGUAAUGGAGAGUGGGCAAAAUUCUUUAUUGACACGUGGUUCGAUCCGCUGUACCGCAGUUACAACUUCCAGAAGGCUGAGGGACAUGCCUUGGAGCACAUUGUGCAAUGGCACCCUACCAUCCUUUCGAGACUCGCUAUCGUGCCGCAGAAGGCUUUCAACUCCUACAAUAGAUACGACAAGGGCGAAAUGUUCCAGGACGGUGAUCUUGUUGUCCGAGCUGCUGGCUGCACUGCAUCCGGAGAGCGGUCCUGUGAACAGGAGCUGGAAAGCUACAACACGAAGUGGCAUGCAAUUUUCAAGACAUAA